CUUUGUGAACACAUGAAUUACAAUUUAAUGGAUACGGGUUGUCUGUCAAAUGUAUUAAUGUUGAUUCGACAUUUAUUGUAAAGAAAAAAAAAAAAGAAUUUUAUUGGUACUAAGUGGAUAUGUGCAAUGUUUUUAUUGCUGCCAAAUACAUUUUUCCAAAAUUCUCAACUAAAAAACUUAAAAAAUCUACUUCGUAAAGUAUGAAUAUAUUAUGCACAUGGCAGCAAUAUAUGAUGUUAUAAUCAAAGAUGCUAGUUCUUGAGAAGCAACGCUUCCUCUGAAGUGUUCAAGUUCAAGAGGCCUGCUGAGGCACAAUGAAAGCCAUUGUAUCAAUCACAUUGAUCGUGCUACUAUAUGGGAUAAACUCAGUACCCAUCAGUGCCAUUAAAAUAUGUGCCAGCAGAGGAAAGGAUAAUGAAAAUUUUACCUUAAAACAAAAUAUAACCAGUGUACCUGAAGAUUUACUCAAUGACAGUAAUAUAAUUCAUACUGCAAAGAAUAAUAAUAUUAAAUUUGAAAACUGUAUUAAUUUUUGUCAUGCUUUGUGGCAAGAAGAAAAGACUGCAAAUGGAACAAAAAUUACCAUUUUAUCCCAAGGUUGUUGGAAACAGUCUGGUGAACAAAAAUGUGAAACAACAGAAUGCAUUGCCCUUCAACGUUCUACUAAAGCAUUGAAUAAUACAAAAUUUUGUUGCUGUCAUGGAGAUUAUUGCAAUCUUAAUAUCAACAGUACUAACAUCUUAUAUUCUGAGAAUAAUGCACAUAGUUCUAUUUCUGCAGAAGGUAAUAAACCAGCAAAUGAGUAUUUAGAACAAUCAGAUUCUGGAAAAUGGAUUGUUAUCAUAACAAGUGUUCUACUCUGUGUAUUAUUAGCAAUAUAUAUUGUAGCUUUAAUGGUAUAUCGUAUAUAUCAUACUAAUAUGUUAGCAAGAUUAGGAAAACCACUUUCCUAUACUGAUCAGUUUAUGGAUAGUACGGCACUAAGAACUGGUACUUACACAGUGGAUCAUUUGAAACUUACAACAAUCGUAGGACAAGGGCGCUAUGGAUCUGUAUGGCAAGGUAGUAUGGGAGAUCAAGAUGUUGCUGUAAAAAUAUUUCCUUCUCAUUAUCGUAACUAUUUCCAAAACGAACGAGAUACUUAUUGUCUUCCUUUUAUGGAACACCCAUCUCUUCUAACUUAUUAUGGUGUUGAUGAAAGAAUCAGUAUGGAAGGUAGUGUUGAGUAUCUUUUAGUACUUAGUUUUGCACCAGAUGGUACUUUAACAGAUUUUUUGAGAACUCAUACAAUCGAUUGGACCACAUUUUGUAAAAUGGGUCUUUCUAUGGUAAAAGGACUUGCUUACUUACACACUGACAUACAUAAAGGUGAUAAAUCUAAACCGUGCAUUGCACACAGAGACAUUAAUUCAAGGAAUAUAUUAAUCAAAGCUGAUGGUACUUGUUGUAUAUGCGAUUUAGGAUUAGCAGUUCAAAUUUCUGGUUCUAAAUACUAUUCAAACGGAGAAGCCCAACAUGCUGAGAUAAAAUCAAUCAACGAUGUUGGUACUUUGAGAUAUAUGGCGCCAGAAAUACUGGAAGGCGCUGUAAAUUUACGAGAUUGUGAAAGCUCUUUAAAACAAAUAGAUGUUUAUGCAAUGGGCUUAGUCUUAUGGGAAUUAGUUUCGAGAUGCACAGAUAUUUAUGUAUUAGGCUCAGAAGUACCCCCUUAUAGACAACCAUAUGAAAAAGAAAUUGGUCUUCAUCCAACAUUUGAACAAAUGCAAGUUCUAGUUUCUCGCAAUAAAGCAAGACCUUUAUUAGAAGGUAAUUUAGUGGACAGGCCUGGAGUACGUUUAAUUAAAGAAACGAUGGAAGAUUGUUGGGAUGCAGAUGCAGAAGCUCGAUUAACUGCUUUAUGUAUAGAAGAACGCCUUUCGGAAUUACAAUCUCAUCGAGUAACAAUGCAUUUCACUGAUGGAAGUCCAAUGGUAAAUUCUCAUUGUACUUUAGUGCCUUCAACUACAAACAGCCUUUAUAACGAAUCUUCACAUCACGACAAUGUUCACAUCACUCAAUUUGCAUCGCACGCAAUGCAAGAUGGUUCAAGUAAUGAAGGUGGUAUUGUUGAAAAUUUGGUAACAUUAUCACCUUCUGAAAUUAAAAAUUCAAAUGAAGUAGCAAUAUAUAAUCACACUCAAACACUUCAACCUUAUCAAGGACGAAAUCCUUGUAUGGAAAGAAAUUUAAUGUUACAGUCAGAUUCACUUGAAGAUUUAGGGUGUAAUGGUAAUGUACUCGUUGAUAAAUCUAUGAAACAUACAUGUAAUGAUCAGUACAGAAUCGUAUCAGAAGCACAAGGACUUGUUUCUCAUGAUUAUCUGAGUCAACACACAACGCAAUUAGCUCAAUUAAGACCAGCUACACCUAUACCAUACGUUCAAAAUGUUAUUUCAGAUGAUGGUACAUCAUCGUAUGGUAAAAGAAAACAGACAAAUGUACAUGAAAUUUGUUCGCAAGAUAGUCCCAGAAAAAAAUUGUUCGGAUGGUCAAAUUUUAAAAAAUUGCUUGUCAACAAAAAGAUGUAUCCGUACAAAUAUCAAAUAGAUCGAGAGGAUUCUAAAUCUAAUUUAUUGUCGAAACAGAACGUACAGAUCAAAACUGUAGAAACUAAUGUAACAAUAUCUCCAGCAGGGAAAUAUGUAAAUGGUAUUAUUACAAAAACGCCUACUUUUACUCCUGCGUUAGAUAAAAAUGAUAAGAAUGCUAUACAAAUUGGUAAACAGAAAUUUGAUCACGAUAAUACAAAUGCUCGACCUUCUACUUUACCUCUCGUAAAUUUAAGAAAUAAAAAAAGUGAGAAUAUAAGUAGGCAGGAAAGCAUCGAUAAAUUCAACGAAGUUUUUAACGUGGGAUCCAAUGUAAAUGUAUUAAAAGAUCCGCAUAUGAGGAUAAAAACGCCCGGAGAUUUACCACCUUCCGUACGGAAAAUACGCGGUCGUGGACAAUCAACUGCUAGAUUUUCUCUUUAUGAUGAUCGUAUGAUGUGCAAUAUUCUAACCGAAGAAGACGACCGAAAUGAUAAAGCAAUUUGGAAUUCGGUACCAUUUGGUAUGGAUCUUAGUGACAGCGAUGACAAACAUUCACCAACUAAAUUUAAUACUAAAAAUGUUACUUGCUUUUAAUCGAAGUAUAGUAUUAAAGUAUUUGUAAAGAUUUUAGAAAUAAGCAUAAACAGGGCUGUAUUAUAACAGCUUCAACAUAUAUAUGUACAGAAAAACAUACGUAAAUAAGUCAGAUUUUUUACUCUUAAUGGAAAUGCAUUAUGAAAUUUAAAAUAUUUAAAAAAGAAGGAAAAACAAAUAAAAAAUAUGUACUCAAAUAAUAUUAAGGUAUUAAAGGGGCUAUUUAAUAAUUUAUAUUAAUUACUUAAUCCUUACAAGUAUAUUUUAUGCUUAAAGGAUCAUUUUGCAAAGCAAAUAUCUAUUCAUAAAUGUUAUAUCAGUGUUAACAUCAAUGUUUCGUAUGUUCAAACUAGUGACAAAAAAUUCAUUAGAAAUGUAUUUUGAUAAAUAUAGUAAGUGUACGUUAUAAUCUGCAUUGCCAGUUAUCAUAUUUAUAAUUUUUAUGAAUUAUACACAAUUACUGGAAAAUUGGAAAUUAAAAAAAUUGAUGUUAUUUAUUUAUAAAAAAAUAUACAAUAAGACAAUUCUUAAUGUAAAAAUUUUUAAAUUGUACUUAAAUCUGAUCUAUGUAACCGUUAAAGUGAAUGACACAUGUCUCAGCAUUAGGAAAGAGAUUAUAAAUUCAUACAUUUUGAUGCAUAACUUUUUUUCUCUGUAAACCUUUUAUGUGUUUAAAAAAAAAAAUUAUAAUAUAUAUGCAUCUCAGCAUAUAAUUACAUAAAAUAAAAGCAAUGUAAAAAUUUGAAUGAAAAUUGCAGUUGCCGAAGUGCAAAAUUUUAUUAAAAUAAUUAUUUUCCAUGAGCUCAAUGUAAAUAUUUGUAGCAUAUAAACAUUUUAAUAUAUGAAUUAAAUAAGCUUUUUACAUUUCAUUUUAAUAAAAUUACAAUCAUAUGUUUACAAUGUGCAUUAUUUAUAUUAAGAUAAAUCAUAUAACGACGAUGUGAAAAAAUAAUAAAAUAUGUAAUUCUAUGAAAGAUAAUAAAAAGAAUUUUC
Heterotrigona itama is the source of this 4157-nucleotide messenger RNA. The record is from the annotation of a GenBank genome assembly. NCBI's taxonomy places the organism in Eukaryota, Metazoa, Arthropoda, Insecta, Hymenoptera, Apidae.